This is a messenger RNA of Aphidius gifuensis, 757 nucleotides long. Its product is annotated as caltractin-like. Gene Ontology annotation, biological process: mitotic cell cycle; centriole replication. The coding region runs from base 1 to 723 and encodes 240 amino acids. Gene Ontology annotation, cellular component: centrosome; centriole. Gene Ontology annotation, molecular function: calcium ion binding. NCBI's taxonomy places the organism in Eukaryota, Metazoa, Arthropoda, Insecta, Hymenoptera, Braconidae. The record is from RefSeq and is a predicted model, not a curated record. The transcript is spliced from 3 exons.
AUGGCAGCAGCCGACUCACCAACGGACGACAGUCUUUAUCCAAUUGCACUGCGAUUAAAUUCAAUCAAAAAACUUUCAACGAUUGCCUUGGCACUUUGUGCUGAACAUACUCGUUGUGAGUUGAUACAUUUUGUUCCAUUGGUACAACGUUUGGCAUCUGGUGAUUGGUUUACGUCAAGAACAUCGACAUGUGGUUUAAUAAGUGUAUCUUAUCCACGUGCUUCCUUAUUGAAGAAACGAACUGGCGGACGUACAAAUCCUAAGCAAAAAAUUGACUUAAGUGAUGAACAAAAAUCAGGUAUUAAAGAAGCAUUCGAUUUGUUUGAUUCUGAUGGUUCUGGUAAAAUUGAUACGAAAGAUUUGAAAAUUGUACUACGUUCUCUCGGCCAGGAGCAAACAAAAGAAGAAAUUGAAAGAAUAAUCACUGUUAUUGAUCCUGAUGGUCAAGGACAUGUACCCUUCGAGAAAUUUCUCAAGUUGAUGUUGACCAAAAUAGAAGAAAAGCACACAGCAGAAGAAGUCUUGAAAGCUUUUCAUCUGUUUGACGAUGAUAACACGGGUAAAAUAACUUUCAAAAAUUUAAAACGGGUUUCCGAUGAGCUUGGAGAGAAUUUGACUGACGAGGAACUCCAGGAGAUGAUUGAAGAGGUUGAUAGAAGUGGAGAUGGAAAAAUAUGUCCCGAUGAUUUUCUACAUGUUAUGAAGAAAACUUGUAUGUAUUGAUUUGAGCAAAUAAAUUUUGUCUUUAUUGAUUUAA